GGGAGCUCUGCGUUUACCGCCUUACGUCACUAACUGGAUUUCACUCUGUUGUCCACCCUGACCCACCGCAAAAUCCAGAGGAUGACUGAGGCUCUGGAGGAGGAUUUCGGCCUAUUUGGACACAGACUCCAGUUGGCAGAUAUGGUGAGGCAGAGCAGGGUGGCAGAGUUGCAAGCCUUCCAGCACUCUCUCCAGAGUAACUCUCUGGCCUUUGGCCCGGUAGGGGACAGCUGUGGGGUACAGCAGAAUGUGGUGCCCCCCACUGCCACAGAGGAGAGACAGCGCCUCUCAAAGGGCCCUCCAGAGGUGGAAGCUAGCCAGCCAGUAAGCGUCCCAGACUCAGCCAACCCAAUGGAAGCCACCCAGCCAGUAAGCAUUCCAAACUCAGCCAAACCAAAGAAGAAGAAAAGGAGGUCAAGAGCAACAGACAGCUUUACAGGAAACUUCAGCGACCUGUACAAACUGACAGAUGAACUGCUGGGUCAGGGUGCAUAUGCAAAGGUCCAAGGAUGCAUCAGUCUUCAGAAUGGGAAUGAAUAUGCUGUGAAGAUCAUUGAGAAGAACGCGGGGCACAGUCGCAGCCGAGUCUUCCGUGAAGUGGAGACCCUUUACCAGUGCCAGGGCAACAAGAACAUUCUGGAACUAAUACAGUUUUUUGAAGAUGACUCCUGCUUCUACUUGGUGUUUGAGAAGUUGCGUGGAGGCUCCAUUCUGACUCACAUCCAGAACCGUAAGCACUUUGAUGAGUUGGAGGCCAGCCGUGUGGUCAGGGACAUCUCCAAAGCUCUCCACUUCCUCCACAACAAAGGUAUAGCCCACCGGGACCUAAAGCCAGAGAACAUCCUGUGUGAGUCUACUGACCAGGUGUCUCUGGUGAAAAUCUGUGACUUUGACUUGGGCAGUGGAGUGAAGCUGAGCAGUGCCUGUAUUCCGAUCACCACUCCAGAGCUCACCACACCGUGUGGCUCGGCAGAGUACAUGGCUCCAGAGGUGGUGGAGGUGUUCACAGACGAGGCAUCGUUCUACGACAAGCGUUGUGACCUCUGGAGCCUGGGGGUCAUCCUCUAUAUUCUGCUCAGUGGCAGCCCCCCCUUCACUGGUCAUUGUGGGACUGACUGUGGCUGGGACCGUGGAGAGACCUGCCGCACCUGCCAGAAGAAUCUGUUUGAGAACAUCCAGGAUGGCCAGUAUGAGUUCCCAGAGAGGGACUGGGCCCACAUCUCUGCCCAGGCCAAGGACCUCAUCUCCAGGCUGCUGGUGCGGGAUGCCACCCUCCGCCUCAGUGCUGCCCAGGUCCUGCAGCACUCCUGGGUGCAGGGGAAUGCACCAGAGAGAGGUCUCCCAACCCCACACUUCCUCCAAAGGAACAGCAGCACCAAAGACCUGACCCAGUUUGCCGCCGACGCCAUCGCCUUCAACCGCCAGCUGUCGCAGCAUGACGAGGAGCAGGAGGAAGUGGUCACCACCAUUGUGACCUCCAUGAGGCUCUCGCCCCCCUCCAACUCCCGGCUGGCUCGCAGACGGGCGCAGUCCAACGCUCAGCGCACCACCCGGGACUUCUUGCCUGCUGAUGACGACAACCUCGACACUCUUGUCACCUGACCAGCUCAUGGUUUAACCCCAGGAAGACCUCGUUUUGGUGCUACUGCAGGCUCGGAGUUCCCUCGCACCUGGUUUAUCCUUCUAAUAUAGUCGUGUGCUUCUAAGAUCUCUACAGGGACAGAUUCUCUGAUUUUAACAAUGUCAGCCUCAGAACUGCUGCCAGGCUCUGUGUGCCUUCCCUUCCCCUCUGUUCCCUCCAUCCUGGUGCUAGUCUCUCGUCCCCCCUGCUCCUCCUCUCUAUGUGGUGUUUACCAUGUCACACCAUCUGAGAUGGACGAUAACUGCCAUUGGCAGCAGACUCCUGUGUAGCUUCACAGGUUGGUAGCCUCAUUGUUCAAGCUCUCAUCAUGGCCAGUGGUUUUCUUAUCAUCUAGAAACAGAGAGACAGGAGCACAAAGGGAAGCACUUUUAUCCUCUACUAAGCUAACACACACUUAGUCCCAGCUUUGUGUCAGUUGCUGAGUCUGGUUUCAGUGAUUAGUUUGGGUUGAGGUAGUUUCCUGCAUUUGAUAAUAACCUCAGUCUAUACAGACCGCAAUCUCAUGUUAAGACGACAGAAAUAUAGUCACUAGAAUCGGUCUAAGCCUGUUCUAGUGAUUAUUUUUCUAUGGUUAAGACUGCUAGUGAUGGUUGCUUUAUGCUAGCUAUACUUAAUUGCACGGUUAUUUCCAUUAGGAAUGGAUUCUUGAUGAUGUCCGCAUGGGGCAUUUAAUACACAUACAGUACAUGUAGCUAGCCUGUCUUAUUGUAAAAAUACUUUUAAUUUUAAAAACCAUUUUAAUUUACGUUGUGUUGGUCAAGCUGUGAAAAGGUUUUGGCAUUAUUUAUAGAGUUACUGAAUGCUGCAAAAGUAGAGCAUUACUUUUCAGACACUUAGUAAUGCUGUUUUUAGGGCUGGUCAUACAUAGGCUGUGAGGAGGGUUUCAAAACUUUCCCAAAAUGUCCUGGUUUUCCCAGAAAUCCCAGUUGUAGGAUUUCUGGAACCAGCAGGGAAGAAGCAUCCAACCUCAAAUCUUUAAUGCAGGAUUUCUGACCUAACUGGGAAUUUUUGGAAUGUUUUGAGAAUUCUGCAACCCCCGAAUUCUGCAACCCAAUAAUGGCAAGGCAAGCAGACACAGUGACUAUGGCCUGGUAUUCAGGGAAUGGACUCUGUCCUUGAUUAUCCUAGUAAGCAUUCUGGGGCCCUAUUAUUGACAGAUGGGUCGAUAUUUACAGUAUGUUGACCUAGUGUUUGGCCUAGAACUUUUAAGACAUUGUGCCUGUGGAAGGUGGGUUACUGAAUGGUUUGAGAGUGCAUCAUUAAUUUGAAAAGCAUUUUGAAGAUGUGAAGCAUUUUAUUAUUUUAAUGACCCUGAAAUUCCAUUUCUUAUCUCCUUAUCGAAACAUCAGCUACCUGGAACACUUCUAUACUUUGAAAUAGCUCACUCGUCAUAUGUAUUUUGAAAUGAUUGCUUUUCAUCUGUAUUUUUAUUUCAAACAUAUUUGAAGUAUUGAUAAACUAUAAGGAUUACCUCAGAAACCAGAAUUGCACUAGCCUGGUUGCCAGUUUGUUUGUGUUAUGUUGUCACUCAAUGUCAUGCAAAACAUGACAUUACAAAGAGUUGACAUGAUGGCACAAACAGAUCUGGGGCCAAGCUAGAAUUUGUAUGAUGUCUUUGCACAUUUUUUCCAAAUGAUUACAGGACCAUUCUGCCAUUGCUUGCUUCAAAUGUGUUUAACUUAUUUUCACUCAUACCACUAAUAACCUGAAGCUUUCUUUUUACGUGAAUGAAUUACUGUUUUGGCUAUUCACACUUCACUGAAUAUUGUUAGAAUCCGUUUAAGUGAUUUACAAAUCUGGAAAUGUCUUUUUGUUUUUUAAUAUUGUGUUGUUUUUUUAAACAUCCAUAACUUUAUUUUUUAUAUAUUCUAUUUUCCAGAGGGGAUGCCAUGAUAAAGAUUCCUUUCUCCGGCGGAAAGGGAGUUAUAGUUUUAUAUCAGUUUUUUAGGUAAUGAUUUUAUUUGUGUAUUGUUGGUUGGUUUGUCAGCUAAUGGAUCUGAAUAAGUAUGCCAAAGAAACCAUAGAGACUGAUAGAAAUAACUUGUGAUGACUGUGAAUGCUAGCAUGUCACAUUCAGAUUUUUAAGAAUAAAUUGGUCAGACGGCCAUUUCAGCCUGUGUAACAUAUUUGUUAAAAUCCACCUAGUUACUGAAAUGCUCUUUGCUUACUGAAAUGCUCUUUGGUUACUGAAAUGAUUUGAUUUACCUCUACCAGUUUGACUGUUUCACCUCUGUAAGAGCUUGUCAUUUUAUUAAUGUGGGGACACUGAUGGAAGUCUGGCACUUAUUCCCCUCACCCUUUAACUUCAUGUAUUACACCCCCCCCAUGUAAAACGGCUUGUACCCAAUGCCUGGAUCUCCCCCGUUUGCCAUGGAUACUCCAUCACUAUAGCAACUAAGUGGCCUUCCUAAGUGGGCACGGACUCUCCGUCAGAGAGGGUGCAACACAUUAGGGAUCUCCCAGUGGCUAUGGUAAAGCCCUCUCACUCUCAUUAGGGCCUGAUGCAUGUGGCCACCUGUGUCUCAAAUGGCACCCUAUAGGCCCUGGUCAAAAGUAGGGCACUACAUAGGGAAUAGGGUGCCAUUUGGGACAUGUGCACUAAACUCAAAUCAGAUGGGAUAAGAUACAUUAAUUGGCAUAAGCUAUGCAGCUAAAUACCUUAUAACCCAUGUGUAUGAGGUCUUAUGGCAAAUGUUCUUACGAUGUUGCACAUCAAUAGCCCCUGUGGUAUGCUGUUUUCCCAAUAAAACCCAUUUCUUUCUUA
Messenger RNA from Salvelinus namaycush (lake trout), 4406 nucleotides. It is a transcript of the gene mknk1, whose product is annotated as MAPK interacting serine/threonine kinase 1. The transcript has 14 exons. The coding region runs from base 82 to 1602 and encodes 506 amino acids. Gene Ontology annotation, molecular function: calcium/calmodulin-dependent protein kinase activity; ATP binding; calcium-dependent protein serine/threonine kinase activity. NCBI's taxonomy places the organism in Eukaryota, Metazoa, Chordata, Actinopteri, Salmoniformes, Salmonidae. Gene Ontology annotation, cellular component: nucleus; cytoplasm. The record is from RefSeq and is a predicted model, not a curated record. Gene Ontology annotation, biological process: intracellular signal transduction; peptidyl-serine phosphorylation; protein autophosphorylation.